AUGGGCCAUUCUUUGGGAGGACUAAUAAGCCGUGAGAUGGUCGAAGAGAUGAGACUCUGGGGCAAGGAGGUGCCAUUUGUAGUGAUGUUCGACACAUGGUAUAUAGAACCAGAAACAUUGAAUAUUGAGAGAGUAGAAGCUUUCGCUGACAAGAUUUUCUCCUCUCUUCCCGAUAAGGCCCAACGCAUAGAAUGUGCAUCCCGCUUGGCAAGAAUGCUGAAAACCCACAAACUUUGCUCUUCGGCGACUAAGAUAUACCUAUUCAAAAGCACGGAAGUUGCCAACAAGGUGUUUCACAAAAUUAUCCGAUCUGAUCUCACCCCGAAAAUGUCUCGCUCCAUCACCGGAAAUGGAUUGGAUCGAUACUCAGAGCUUUCCAUUGACGUUUGGCUGGUAAACAUUCCUCAGUCUCGCUUUCUCAUAAAUGUGGCUACAAGU
Molecule: messenger RNA, 438 nt
Organism: Cylicostephanus goldi
Lineage: Eukaryota; Metazoa; Nematoda; Chromadorea; Rhabditida; Strongylidae
Source: the annotation of a GenBank genome assembly